Messenger RNA from Chionomys nivalis (European snow vole), 1578 nucleotides. RefSeq names its product alkaline phosphatase, germ cell type-like. Gene Ontology annotation, biological process: dephosphorylation. NCBI's taxonomy places the organism in Eukaryota, Metazoa, Chordata, Mammalia, Rodentia, Cricetidae. The transcript has 11 exons. Bases 1 to 1578 code for a protein of 525 amino acids. The record is from RefSeq and is a predicted model, not a curated record. Gene Ontology annotation, cellular component: plasma membrane. Gene Ontology annotation, molecular function: alkaline phosphatase activity.
AUGCAUGGAGCCUGGGUGCUGCUGCUGCUGGGCCUCAGGCUACAGCUGUCCCUUAGUGUCAUUCCAGUGGAGGAGAAGAACCCAUCCUUCUGGAACCAAAAGGCAUCAGAGGCCCUGGAUGUUGCCAAAAAGCUGAAGCCCAUUCAGACGUCAGCCAAGAACCUCAUCAUCUUCCUGGGGGAUGGGAUGGGGGUGCCCACAGUGACAGCCACCAGGAUCCUAAAGGGACAGUUGGAAGGCCAUCUAGGACCCGAGACACCCCUAGCCAUGGACCGCUUCCCAUACAUGGCUCUGUCCAAGACAUACAACGUGGACAGACAGGUCCCAGACAGUGCAGGCACAAGCACCGCCUUUCUCUGUGGGGUCAAGGCCAACUACAAGACCAUUGGCGUUAGCGCAGCAGCACGAUUCAACCAGUGCAACACCACAUUCGGCAAUGAGGUCAUCUCAGUGAUGUAUCGUGCCAAGCAAGCAGGAAAGUCUGUGGGAGUGGUGACCACCACAUCGGUGCAGCACGCCUCUCCAGCCGGCACCUACGCACACGCAGUGAACCGUGACUGGUACUCGGAUGCAGAAAUGUCUGCUUCGGCACUGCAGGAGGGCUGCAAGGACAUCUCUGCACAGCUCAUCUCCAACACGGACAUCAACGUAAUCCUUGGUGGGGGCCGAAAGUUCAUGUUUCCCAAGGGAACACCAGACCCUGAGUAUCCAGACGACAGAGCUAAGUCCGGAAGCAGGCUGGAUGGACAGAAUCUGGUCCAGAAGUGGUUGACGGAGCACCAGGGGGCCCGGUAUGUUUGGAACCGCACGGAGCUCAUUCAGGCAUCCCAGGACCCAGCAGUGACUCACCUCAUGGGUCUCUUUGAGCCUGAACACAUGAAAUAUGACACCUACCGAGACCCUACCCAGGACCCCUCCCUGGUGGAGAUGACAGAGGUGGCUGUGCACAUGCUGAGCAGGAACCCCCGAGGCUUCUACCUCUUUGUGGAAGGGGGCCGCAUCGAUCAUGGCCACCAUGAAGGCAGAGCCUACGGUGCACUGACUGAGGCUGUCAUGUUCGACUCGGCCAUUGAUAAGGCGGACCAGCUCACCAGUGAGCAGGACACGAUGAUCCUCGUCACCGCUGACCACUCCCACGUCUUCUCUUUUGGUGGCUAUGUACCUCGAGGGAACUCUAUCUUUGGGCUGGGGGCCUCCUUCAAUGCUCUGGAUGGCAAAGCCUUUACCUCCAUCCUGUAUGGCAACGGCCCCGGCUAUAAACUCCAGAAUGGUGUCCGGGCAGAUGUCACUGACGAAGAGAGCCGUGACCCCAAGUACCGGCAGCAGGCAGCUGUACCCCUGUCCUCAGAGACCCACGGCGGAGAGGAUGUGGCGAUAUUCGCGCGUGGUCCGCAGGCACACCUGGUGCACGGAGUGCAGGAGCAGAAUUACAUUGCGCAUGUCAUGGCCUUUGCAGGCUGCCUGGAGCCCUACACCGACUGCGGCCUGGCGCCCCCUGCUGGCCGGAACGGUGCUGCGAGUCCCAGCACCCUGAUGUUCCUGUUGGCAUCGAUGCUGGUGACUGCUGCUGAACUCUGA